AUGCCUCAUGCCAUGCCAGCGCCUGGCUUUCAGGCCAUAAUUCUUUGCGGGCCAGGAUCGUCUUUUCCUACUUUCACUUCCAAUCCUGAUAAGAACCCAAAGGCUUUGAUACCAAUAGCAAAUCGUCCUAUGGUUUGGUAUCCUAUUGAUUUCUGUUAUCGAAUGGGUGUUACCAAUAUCACUCUCAUUACACCACCUUCUUCGGAAGAAGCUAUUAAAACUGCAUUAGCCACAAAUCCGCAUUUGACUAGCCUACCGUUACCAAAACCAGAUUUAUUAGCACCCGAAGAUCUAGACCAAACGACAGGUACUGCACAGAUCUUUCGAUUACCGGAGGUACGAAACAUCAUCAAGGGUGAUUUCAUUGUACUUCCCUGCGAUCUUGUUUGUGAGCUUGGCGGCGAAUCUUUGAUAGAAUCAUGGAUGGUAAAGGAAGGAGGGUUGGGUGGGGCUACAGGAGGAGAUCACGAGGGCCCGAAAAUGGCACUUGGUGGUGAACGAGGUGGUAGACGUGGCGGGCUUGGAGUGUGGUACGAGACUAAGAGCGAAACAAUAAUCAAAGGUGAAGAAACAGAUUUUAUUGCGACAUCGCCCCUCGCCGCCACCUCCGUACCACCCUCCAAAUCAUCUUUGAUUCCUCAUAUCUCGAAGCUGGUUUACUCUGUCCCCACAGAUACCCUAAAGGAUAUAGUUGAAGACAAAAAAGGUUUACCAAUUCGACAUGCCCUAGUACGCAACCAUCCCCGCAUUCGAAUGCUGAGUUCGCAUCGAGAUGCACAUAUUUACAUUUUCCCUGCCUGGGUGAUGGACAUGAUUAACGUAAACGAGCACAUGGACAACCUUGGUGAAGAUGUUAUUGGCUGGUGGGCUAAGGCGGGGUGGCAACAAGGUCUAGGCGAUAAAUUGGGCUUGCGAGAUAUUUUCGAGAACACAAGACCCGAUGAGUCCGAUGAUAAUAUGCUUGACAACGGUCCUGCAAGUGAUGAUGUCGAUUACGGCAAUCUGAGUUCGACUUGGACAUCUAAACUCCAAGAACCACUAUCGGGCAAAGCAUCAGAUUCGUCAAUCUCUAAUGGAAAACCAAGCUUUGCUAUUCCUCCGAUUCUAGCAUACAUCCAUCCUUCAAAGCCCAUACCGGAAGGGCUCCCACCUCUUAUUCGACGUGUCGAUACUGCGCCCAUCCUUCUAAACGUAUCCCUACAACUGGCUAAAAUCGAAGCUAUCGAUCAAGUCGGCCGCGAUGCUGCCUCUCCAUUUGCCCAUAAUAGCAAAAUAGCCUGGCCAGAAGGAAUUGCCCAGAAGACCACAGUACGACCAGAUUGUCUUUUAGCCGAAAAUGUUAUUGUUGAAGAGAAAUGCAUUAUCAAAGAAUGUGUCAUCGGUGCAAACUGUCAAAUUAAAACUGGAGCAAGACUGACUCGUUGUGUAUUGAUGGAUGGAGUUACUGUGGGACAAUCAUGCACAUUAACCGACUGUGUACUAGGAAAGGGAAGUGUGAUUGGAGAUAGAUCGGAGCUGCAAGACUGUGAAGUUCAAGAAGAGUUUGAUGUCGACCCUGGGACCAACAAAAAGAAAGACAGACUCAUGAGUGCUGCUGGAUUAGGUGUAGCCACCGAAGAAGAAAUUCAAGAUUUCAGAAAUGAAGAUUCCGACGGAUCCGAAUCAAGCUAG
Messenger RNA from Sclerotinia sclerotiorum 1980 UF-70, 1671 nucleotides. RefSeq lists its product as hypothetical. Bases 1 to 1671 code for a protein of 556 amino acids. NCBI's taxonomy places the organism in Eukaryota, Fungi, Ascomycota, Leotiomycetes, Helotiales, Sclerotiniaceae. The record is from RefSeq and is a predicted model, not a curated record. Gene Ontology annotation, cellular component: eukaryotic translation initiation factor 2B complex; guanyl-nucleotide exchange factor complex. The transcript is spliced from 3 exons. Gene Ontology annotation, molecular function: translation initiation factor activity; guanyl-nucleotide exchange factor activity. Gene Ontology annotation, biological process: cytoplasmic translational initiation.